Molecule: messenger RNA, 1548 nt
Organism: Notolabrus celidotus (New Zealand spotty)
Lineage: Eukaryota; Metazoa; Chordata; Actinopteri; Labriformes; Labridae
Exons: 10
Coding region: 916-1440 (174 amino acids)
Source: RefSeq, a predicted model, not a curated record
GGUUAGGGUUAGGGUUAGGAAAGGUUAUUAGGAGAGUUAGGGAUCCCGGUCCAAUGCACAGGCCAUCACAGCUCUCCACCAGGGCCUAAGGCCUACCUCUCAUUGAGGCCUUGGGGGUGAAGCGUGCCGAGUCUGGCGAUCCAAAUACGUUCGGCUCGCCGUCUUUGAGCCACACUCCAUUUUGGGUCCGCCUCCAGGACUGAGGCCCGGACAGCGUCCCAUCCGUGGAGGAGGAAGUGUCCCACCACUAAGGUCUGGUGCUUGAAAAAUUGCCCGUGACCCCUGGGUGCAGAGGUCAACAAAGGCGAGAGUUUUGCUUUGACAAGGCUAUCGAUGUCCAGUGUGAACAACAUGGCGUCCUGUGGAAUGUGAAGUGUCCUGAUUGUUUCCACAAAGUGUCAGAGACUAUAGGUCGGCCUGGAGGGAUUUCAUGCGGCCUGCUCCACUUUGUGGGAUCCUUGUGGAUCUUCGGCAGCAUGUAAAAAAGUCUCGCCCUGGGUUCAGAGGUGCCGAGAAGGUAAGUUUUCUGUUUGAGGUUGAUAAAUUUUUUGGUUAGGAGGUUUCCAAUUAUUUUUUCUAUUAAUUUUACCGUUUCUGGGUAGAUGGGCUUUACUAAUUUGGAGUAAUAUUUUGUGUCCUGUAACUGCCUGUAUCCCUCCCACAGGUACUGUUCCCUAUCCAUAACCACAACUACACUACCCUUAUCAGCUGGCUUGAUAACAAUGUUCUUAUUGUUUUUCAGCUCCUCCAGAGCCACAGCCUCCUCAGGGCUGAGGUUCGGCCUGUUGUGGCUGAUCUGAAAGUGCUGAUCAAAGUGAUCAAGGUCAGCCGUGAUGAGGGCAGCGAGCUCGGGUGGCAAAGUGCCCUCAGGCUUAUGGGGAUUUCUAGUUUAAGUGCUGGCCCCAGUGCUGCAGCAUGAGACCAGCAGUCUCCCGGGUCCAGUGGAUCUUGUCCUCCACAGUUGCAAAGGAGACCAAAAGACAGGACCACCUUCUCCACCGUGGUGGAGACGACGGACCUGGAGAGGAUGGCCUCAGCGUGCCUGAAAGUGGCUCCUGGGGGGAUUCGAAUUUGUGCUUUGUGGUCCUAAUUUCAGUUGGCGUUGGACCGCAGACCUCAGUCUGCAUGGAGUUGAGGCAGCAACAGGACUGGGAACAGGUGGAGGAGGUGCCUGUGCAGGGGGGAUCUGACCCAGGUGAGGCCUCCUGGGGGGCAGGGGUGAGGAAAGUCUCCUCACCCACCACAGGAGACCACCCCUCCUGGACCGGCUCGGUCAUAGUGGCUACGGAGACAGGCCCCGCCGCAGCUGGCAGCUGCGGCUGCGGGACAAUCUCCGCCGCCACCUGUAUGACGGUGCCCGCGUCGAGGCGACGACCCAGGUUCUUUCGUGCCCAGGAAGAAGCCACCUCGAGCGGAGCACGCCAGUGGGCCUGCGUGUGAGGAGUGGGAGCCGCUGGCUUAAUGUUGUCUGCCAGGUUCUGUCCCAUUCUGGCGAUGGCAGGAGGAGGGUCAGACGCCGAGACGUUCUUGAGGUGGUGGACAGUUUUA